Molecule: messenger RNA, 420 nt
Organism: Penicillium bovifimosum
Lineage: Eukaryota; Fungi; Ascomycota; Eurotiomycetes; Eurotiales; Aspergillaceae
Exons: 1
Coding region: 1-420 (139 amino acids)
Source: RefSeq, a predicted model, not a curated record
AUGUCCGAGACUUACAGUAUUAAGACCAAAUCAGCUCAUCCAAACUCCAUCCACUUUGUACUCAGCCCCGGUCAUGAAAAUUGCUUCCUCGCCGAGAAGAAAAGUGAUGACCGUGGCAACUUCAACUGGCUCUGCCUGGCGCUUCCGUGCUGUCUUUUGCAAGCCACGCUUGACAUUCUCUGGGUAUUUGCCCAGUCUCCUGGCGGUGGUCUGGAUCCAUUCAUUCACCGAUUUGCUAUUGCGCACGCCGAUAACCGUGGGCAUACGCUUGUCCUAUUUGCCGCUAUUUGGCAGGGACUGAGUAGCUGUCUUCAGGGAUUUCUCGUUUACAUCCGUCAGAGAGAUGGCUGCGCCACGACUUGCGAGAAGCUUUGCUGUUAUCAAGCCAUUCCAGAGGCUUCGCUGGUGAUGGCAACGUAG